Messenger RNA from Suillus plorans, 1617 nucleotides. RefSeq lists its product as uncharacterized. NCBI's taxonomy places the organism in Eukaryota, Fungi, Basidiomycota, Agaricomycetes, Boletales, Suillaceae. The coding region runs from base 1 to 1398 and encodes 465 amino acids. The record is from RefSeq and is a predicted model, not a curated record. The transcript is spliced from 2 exons.
AUGGCACCACAACUAACCAUCAUUCCCGGAAUUGGGUUGUGGCACAUUCAUGGCCAUCAGGACAGCUGCUAUGUCCGAUAUGCUUCUAACUUUAUUGAAGGCAUUGGUCGGAUCGAUGGAGAGAUCAUGGAGACGCUAUGGGCACGGCUCAAUCUGAUUUCCCCUGCUGCUCGGGGAAUGUCAUCUCCCCACCGAAAGGAAUGCCUUGAUUAUCAGAUGAAUGACUCCAAUUUCUGCAAGAUGAUUCGCAUGAAAAGGACUCUAUGCCGGAAAUACAAGCUGGCGAGGAAUGGCAUCUCGGAAAGUGGAAAGGCAUUCGACAGACUCGAUGAAGCAGCACCCUCACAUUUGAAGACAGAAUGGUUAGCCAGGGAGAGGAUAGCUCAGUCAAGCAGAUUGAAUGAUCCUGCGGCGAUGGAUGAAUAUGAGAUCAAUAUAAAAAAGGCACCAAGCAAAAAGGAGAUCGAGCUUAGAUUAUUAGAGGAGGGUAACGCCCGCAAUGCAGCACCCUCUCGCAGAUCUGUGGCGACGUGGAUAUCAACAGGGUUAGCAAUUGAAGAGGCUCAGAUUGCAUUGCUCAUCGAGGUCCGAAGGAUCGGAAGAAGAUCCACUGAGACACAGAGAUUAGACAUUGCCCGUCAACGCGAUCGGCUCCAAGGCCAGAUAGAUGGAUUUGCUCGGUCUGCUCUAACACAUCUCGGGGAGGGAUUUGAUGCAGAUGAUGAACCUGAGGACUUGAACGUAGACAUUCUAGAUGAUCUCGAUGAUGACCCGGCGGAUUUCACAGAGACAUCUCAUACAUGGACAAACUCUCCCGAGCUCACUGUAAUCCCGUUGCCAUCAAACCUGGGUGUUGAUAGAUGCAGACGAUGCAUGGCAGAGGAUCUGAUUCCCCUGGAGAUGUCUCUUCGUGAAGGGCAGGCCAAUGAUGCCCUUCACAAUCUCCGCAUUUACCUUUGCAACAAGGCCAUCCUGUUCCGAACAACCGUUCGGCAGGCCAAAUCCCAGGCCCUGAAAACUCGAGCUUGGUCCCAGGUGACAUCGGUGCAGCAGGCAGUCUCCCUCCAUGCCAGCAUAUAUACAAAGACCAGGAAGCAAAUGAUGAAACUUGAGCCGGGGCAAGACCAGCUUCAGAAAUACAAACCCCUGCUUCGCGAGCAACUCAAAAUCAGCACUGCAGUGGGCGACCCAAAUGCCCGAGGUCAACGAAAUGAAUCUUUGGCUUGGUUUUGGUCUGUUGAAGUCGACCUCGGGGGUCCUGAUCAAUCGUGGAAUGAGGAAUGUGAGUUCCUGCUUGCAUGUCAUAUCCCACGGUUACCUGACUGGACCCAUGCCAAGUUUACCGAGUCCAUUGGCUGCGGGCAAAGGCACUACGAGAUCGAUGGAGGGAAGAAAUGAUAUUGGUCAAAUUGGAGAUGGAUUGGACAUGUAAGUUCUUUUUGUGGAAAGCAACCCAAUGGGGCGACCACAUGCAGGAAUCAUUGGAGAAACGCCUUCCGGGUCACGGAUGCUAUGCCGGAAGGCAAUCGCGAAUGUAUUCAUUGCUCGCACAGGAUGCGCAGGCAGCUUUUCAAGACCUACAAAACAGUGUUGAUAGAGGCUGGAGAUGAAUGAACA